Messenger RNA from Anastrepha obliqua, 2449 nucleotides. It is a transcript of the gene odd, whose product is annotated as protein odd-skipped. Gene Ontology annotation, molecular function: RNA polymerase II transcription regulatory region sequence-specific DNA binding; DNA-binding transcription factor activity, RNA polymerase II-specific. Lineage: Eukaryota; Metazoa; Arthropoda; Insecta; Diptera; Tephritidae. Gene Ontology annotation, cellular component: nucleus. The record is from RefSeq and is a predicted model, not a curated record. The transcript is spliced from 2 exons. The coding region runs from base 249 to 1580 and encodes 443 amino acids. Gene Ontology annotation, biological process: embryonic hindgut morphogenesis; regulation of transcription by RNA polymerase II; embryonic pattern specification.
AAAACACAUUCGAAAUUGAGUUGUUCGCGCGAUGACAAACCUGAAAUCAGUUUGAGACGAGACGUUGUUUGAAAAACGUUAAAAAUUUGUACGGACGCUGUGUGUCCGAUUUACCACAAUAACAGACGUUAAAGUGUUGAGCAAAGACGUAAAUUUUGAGUAAUUAAAAACUAAGUUUUCGUAAAGAAAAACACAGGUGCGCAUUAGGUGUUAAAGUUUAGCAUAAAAGUGAAUACCAGACCAAAAAUAUGUCCUCCAGAUCGGCGUCGCCGCUAAGCAACGUGACGGUGGAUGACGAGAUAAGCAUAAAAGAACACGAUUUCGCCCCAGAGUACCUGGUCAUCAAAGAGGAACGCGAGAGCAGCAUAUCGCCCAUAUUGACGCCGCCGCAUACGCCGACGGAAGAACACACGCGUGGCCGUAGCCACCAGCAGUCGCACGUUAGCAGCAAUCCACUCUACGAUAUGGAGCAACAACAAAUGCAACAACAACUUCUUCUCCACCAGCAACAGCAGCAGCAGCCACACAUGGCGCUGUUGCCGACGCCGCCACAAGCACAGCGCCGCCCGUACACGUCCGCGCUACUAGAGGCACAGCAUUUGCAGCAACAGCAAGCAGUGCAACAACAUCACCAGCAGCAACAGCAUCGCUUGUGGUUGCACAUGCAACAGCAACAGCAACAACAACAGCAGCAGCAGCAGCAACAAGCCGCGGCCGCUUACGCUUACGGUCAUGCCACGCAAUUUCUACCCGGCGCCACAGUGGCCGCCGACGCGGUGCAGCAACAUCAGGCGCUACUCAUGAAUCAAUGGCUACGCAGUGCCGCGCUCUAUCAUCACAGCCAUCAGCAUCCACACGCGCCACCCCACCCACACGCGGUGCCGCCCGGCGCUGGAGCGCAUUAUAUGCGUCCCCAUCCUGCGCUACAUCCACUGCAUCCCGCCGCACGCCUUGGCUUGCCAGCGGCCAUGAAGUUAGCCGGCGGUGCGCCCGUUGCGGGUAGCAGACCAAAGAAGCAAUUCAUUUGCAAGUAUUGCAAUCGCCACUUCACCAAGUCAUACAACCUGCUCAUCCACGAACGUACGCACACCGACGAGCGACCCUACUCGUGCGACAUCUGCGGCAAGGCGUUCCGUCGGCAGGAUCACUUACGCGAUCAUCGCUACAUACACUCCAAGGAGAAGCCGUUCAAGUGCAGCGAUUGCGGCAAGGGCUUCUGUCAGUCGCGUACACUCGCCGUACACAAGGUGACUCAUCUGGAGGAGGCGCCACACAAAUGUCCCAUUUGCCAGCGUAGCUUCAAUCAGCGCGCCAAUUUGCGCAGUCACCUGCACAGCCACACCGAAGCGCAAUUGGCGGCGAUCAAAAACAACAGCGGCGGCGCCAAGUGCAAUGAGCUGACAAUGCCCGGAACGCUGGGUACACCAACCAAAUCGCCAACCAGCUCAGCAUCCAGCACACCAACAACACCCAUACUCGACCUAUCGGCGUCGAGCGUGCAAACGAAUAGAGGCGGUGGCGGCGGUGAGCGUCCAAAACGCGCGCUAGGUUUCAGCAUUGCUGAGAUCAUGAGCAGGUAGACGACGCUCGUUAGCACAGACGCAGGCGUAGACGCAAAAAGUCGUUGGUGCAAGUUGGCAGAGCGCGACAGCAGCGAUUGUGAAAAAAUCGCAACUAAUGCUUCACGUUCUCAAAUGUUCGCUGCAGUGCAGGAUGGCAGUUGGCUGCUUGCUACAGUUUGUGGCAACGAAACACAUUUAGGCGCGGUUGGCCCCAACUGUCGGCUGGACGCGCAGUGGCGACAAAAUGCUGCAAGGCAGCUAUGCUUCUGGAUUACCGAUCCGCUUCAGGCAGUCGGGCAUUCAAAGUUCAAAACAAGAGUUCCCAGUUAUGACCCAUAAAGAGGCUGUUGUCCCAAGGAUGGCGACAAAUAAACACACACACGCAUACACAAACUUAGUUGAAGUCAUUAUUAGCGUUAGUUAAAUGCAUAGAGAAUCGCACACACACACACAUAUGCAUAUAUAUAUUUAGAUUUAAGCCAAUGCAUAGACACACAAAUACAUAGAUUUUUUUAACUUUUAAACAAAAAUAAAAAAUGCCAAAGCAGAAGUAUUUAUGGAAAAGGCCGUUUGUGCGCGUUUCACUUAAUUUACGAUCGUCUUCGACACAACUGAUCGUCGAUAGCGAAAAAGACAUACAACAAAGCACACUUGCAAAUGCACACACACACACAUAUAUACAUAGAUAUAUUUAUCGAGCGCGUAUGUACGUAGGCCCGAUUUGUGUACAAGUUUUUUUUAUUGUAAUUUGUAGAUAUGUAAUAUUUUAUACAUACAAACAUAUGAUAAUUUAGCAAAUUUUGUUGUUUCUCCGCUCUUUGCUGUACCUAAUAGUUGUAGGCUGUAGGCUGUAGUUAUAAAAAUCGCCGAAUUAUCGGCUUCGUAGA